Messenger RNA from Catharus ustulatus (Swainson's thrush), 2481 nucleotides. RefSeq names its product transmembrane protein 59 like (gene TMEM59L). The record is from RefSeq and is a predicted model, not a curated record. The transcript has 8 exons. Bases 38 to 1066 code for a protein of 342 amino acids. NCBI's taxonomy places the organism in Eukaryota, Metazoa, Chordata, Aves, Passeriformes, Turdidae.
UCCGUUCCGUUCCGUUCCGUUCCGUUCCGCGCCCGCCAUGGCGGCCCCGGCCCGCCGGUCCCGGGCCCUGCUCGCCCUCGGCCUGGCCCUUCUCGCCGCCGCCGCCGUCUCGGCCACCGAUCCCUUCUCGCCGCAGCUCGGAGACACCGGCGGGUGCCGCGGGCAGUGCGGCCGCAGCCUGCAGCGCCGGGCCGCCGCCGAUGCUGUUCUCAACGCCUGUUACCGGGGCUGCCGGCUGUUCUCCAUCUGUCACUUCGUGGAUGCGAGCGCCGAGCUCAACACGACCAGAGCCGAGUGCGAAGCAGCCUGUGCUGAAGCCUACGGCAACGCGGAGGAGCAGUUCGGGUGCGUGACCGGGUGCCGCAAGCAGCUGCCCGAGGUGGAGGAGAGCAGGAAGGAGAGCCUGGAGCUGCAAGCGCCGUCCUUUUCCAUGUUGGAUUUGGUCUCCACCUUCUGCAACGACAUCGUCAGCUCUGCCCAGAGCUUCAUCUCCUCCACCUGGACCUUCUACCUGCAGGCAGACGAUGGCAAAGUCGUGGUGUUCCAGUCCCAGCCUGAGAUGGAGUAUCCAGCACCCGAGGCACUGGAGAUCCAACCAGCACAGCCAGGAUCGGGAUUGGGAUCCAGCCCUGGCAUCCCCCAGCCCCACACAGGCCCCCGGGCCAAGGGGGACAAGCCCCCCGUGAAGGAACGGAGCAAAACCAAGGCGAACCCCCCGGAACCCCCGCAGCAGGAGCACGAUUUCCUGGGCUGCAUGUCCAAGCGGGGGCUGGUGGGGUGCUACAGGCGCUCGGGCCUUCCUCGCUGGAUCCUGGCCGCCUGCCUCUUCCUCUCCAUCAUGGUGAUGCUGUGGCUUAGCUGUGCCAGCCUGGUAACCGCUCCCGAGCAGCACGUCAAGACCCAGCCUCUGAGCAUCAACGGGGACAAGGAGUACCUGGAGGACCUGGAUGGCCCCGGCACGUUCCCUCUGCCACCCGUCAUCACGGUCACCCUGUGCCCCGCGCCCGGCGGGGAGGACGCGGGGCCGCUGCCCCUCAAAGUCGACCUGGACAAAACCAUCCUGUAGCGCUCCCAUCCCUUCCCACCACCUCCACAUCCCUCUCACCAUCCCCACGGCCUCGCCCCGACCCCUCUCCGCUGCCCCUCGGGCUGUCCCAGCUCCCAGAGGGGCAUCUCUGGCUCCGGCCGGGUCCCGCUCUCCUCGCCGGGCACGGCCGCUGUGGGGAGGCUCCAGGAGCCGGACAGAGGCUCUGGCUCCUCCAGGGAUGUGCUGUGAGCUGGGAUCCCGGCUUGCAGAGCCCAGAGGGGAGCUGCCAGAGCGGAGGGAGCCCGUCCCCGAGCGGGACUCUCUGUCUCCUCCCGCCCGGAGCCACCGGGGCCCCGCAGCCCUCCGGGCAUGGGUCCAGCGCUGGGCAGGAGGGAGCCGGCUGCGGUGGGGGAUGGAGAGCGUCUGCAGCCUUCUGAGCUUUGGCUCGGCACAUCCCCGGCCUCCCACCUUGGGCUGAGCCUCCGAGGCGCCGGCCCCGGCCCUGGGAACUCCCUUCCGCCGGCCGGAGCCGACUGCCUCGGGGAGCCGAAACGUGGCGAAUGGAUUUGGCGUUGGCAGCCGGAGACAGGAGCGGAUCCCGCCGCUUCCGUGCCCACGCCAGCACCCAGCCAGGCUCUUCCCGGAGCUGCCGAGGGGCCCUGCGAUGGAUCCUUCCCCUCCCUGCUCCGUGAUGCCCUUGGAGAGCUGCCCCCGGUGCCAACAAGCUGCUGGUGGCACCGAGCAAGGGAUGGGGAAGCGUUUCCCUGAUUUCGAGCUCGGACAGGAGGUGGGAGCUGCUGGGACGGCUCCAUCCUGGGCUGGGCAGCCCUGCCCCGUGCUGGGGCUGGACCCGGGCUCGGUGUCCCUGGGCUCAAAGUGGGCACUGGGACCAGGCACGGCUCCUCUUGGCUCACCCUGGGCAUGGAGGUGUCUCCCCCCAUCCCCAUCUCCCCUCCAUUCUCCACCACUGGAUUUCAUUCAUCGUUUCGUGGUUUGAUUUGCACCGGCAUGCGGCUCCUCCAGCGCCCCGCGGGGACACCCCUGUGCCGGGAGGGUGCGGGUGUCGCCACCCCCGUGUCACCUAACACGUCUGUACAGAUUAACUUAUUACCCCCGCCCCCCUCUCCUGGUUUUUUGGGCUCUCUCCGUGUGCCGGGGGGCCGUGGCGAGGUGGGACGGGGCUGUCCCAUCCUUGUCCCCACCGAUUUUGUGCUGCUCCGUAUCACUUCCACCCGUCCCACAUAUCUGGGUUUGGGGAACCGGGUUGGGGGGAGGCGUGGGAGGGGUCUCGUGUCUGUUUUGGGGUCGGUUUUCGUUGUCGCUUUUGGGCCGCGUGUGAAGCUCGGUGGAGUUCGUGAUGUUCCCCCGGCCCCGGAGCUCUCCCGGCCUCGCCUCCCAAGGGCAAACCCAGCCCGAGCUGGGAUGGGGGAAUGGAAUAAAAGGUUUGUACCGGA